This is a messenger RNA of Anopheles nili, 949 nucleotides long. RefSeq lists its product as uncharacterized. Gene Ontology annotation, biological process: septate junction assembly; regulation of tube size, open tracheal system. The record is from RefSeq and is a predicted model, not a curated record. The transcript is spliced from 2 exons. NCBI's taxonomy places the organism in Eukaryota, Metazoa, Arthropoda, Insecta, Diptera, Culicidae. Gene Ontology annotation, cellular component: membrane; septate junction. The coding region runs from base 1 to 681 and encodes 226 amino acids.
AUGGGCGCAAGCACAAGAACGGGAAAGUUUGCGGUCGGUUUUACGGCUUUUGCAUUUUUAUUUAUUCUGAUCGCUUUCUGCUCGCCCUACUGGCUGCAAACAGAUGGCGAGCUGGAGCACCCGAAGUUCACCAAUCUCGGCCUAUGGGAGCUGUGCUUGCGCAACUUCCAAGAUAUUCACCGAUGGUACGAUUACCCCUUCGAUGGGUGCAUGUGGAUAUUCGAGGAGGAGUACUACAUCAUCCACGACUACAUCCUGCCCGGAUUCUUCAUUGCGGUGCAGUUUUUCUUCACGCUUUGCUUCACCUUGCUCCUGAUGGGUGCUCUUAUGACGCUCAUGUUUUUGACAUGCUCGCGGGACAACGAUCGAUACGUAAUGCUGUUGUUGACCAACGGUACCGUUUUGCUGAUGGCAGCAUUUUGCGGUCUCAUAGCGGUGGCCACGUUCGGGUGUUACGGUGAUAGCCGCGACUGGAUGCCAAACUGGGAGCAUAAUGAUAUGGGGUGGUCGUUUGCAAUGGCCGUCGUCGGCACGUUUGCCCUAUUUCCGGCAGGGAUACUGUUCAUCGUGGAGGCACGACGAGCGACCUAUCGUCGUUUGAAUAACAUCGCCAAUACCGAGCUGGCCGCGGCAUACACCAUGGACGAGCGAAAAUAUCGCGGAGGACAUACCGAUAUAUAAGAUUAUAAAGCAUUCCGACUCGGAAUGCAGCACUAACGAUGCCUUUUACCGAUAGGUUAAAUCUAUUUUUUAUAUUAAUCAUACAUUUCCAUUUCGAUUAGAACGUGUAACGCGUACAAAUGCAGGCAAGUGGGCGAAAGUUAGCUAUAGGUAAUAAUCUCGUAAAGAACCGAAAUCCGUCCAAGAGGAAUAAAUGUAAAGUUUACCUGUGUCUUACAACAUGCGACAGUUCCAUUAAAUGCUCAUUAUUGGGUCGUUAGCGCGAAAG